AUGCCGCCAAUUAGAGAACAUCAAACUUCACCUUCUUCACAGCACCAACCAAAUGCUAAUUCUUCAGGCGAAGAGGAUCAUUCGUCAACAAAAAGUGAUAAAUCAAAUUCAUUGUUACUAACUGAUAAAGAUCGUAAUAGACGUGGUAAAAGAAGUCCAAGCAUAAAUACGAGAGCUUCGAGAGUUGGCGUGACUAAUUUUAUAAAUGUGAUAAAGAGUUUACAUCCAGGUGAAUCAAUAAAUUACUUUCCUAUAACAAAGGAAACUUUACAGGAUUAUAUUGAUUCGAAAAAAAAAAACCUUAUAAAAGCCGGUUCUCUUGAACAAUAUUUACAACAUAUUCAAGCGUAUAACAUUGCACUUGGUUUUGGUUGGGACGGACAUGUAUUUGGUCCAAUCAUCAAAAAAGCUUUGGACGAAUUAAGAAAUUAUGAAGACGAGAUAUCCCUAAAGACCGGAAAUGUCUUAAUCAUCUCUUCAAACCAACCUCAACAACCUACUUUAGUAAAUUCUGCAAUUUCGCAACAUUCUAAUCCCUUUUCGAAUUCUUUGGAUUCUAAUUUUACUUCAUCAACUGAUGCUAACGUUAAAACGGAAAACUUAUUUACAAUCGAUGAAGAUGAUACAAUGAACGAUGACUUUGAUGGAGUUUUGUCUAUUGACGGACAAGAAAAGAAUUCCAAAAAGAUGAUACAUGUGGUCUGCUUUGAUGCUUCGUCCAUCCCUUUCGCUGUACUGGAUCAAUGCGGCAAAGUUUUUCUGGACAACCUAAACUCCCCUAAUCCGACGGAAAAUCUUCGUCAACUGUAUUCUAAUGUGUCCUCCGCAGACUUUCCUAAAUCAUGGGGUGAUGUCGAUUUAAAGCUCCAUUAUAGAGUGGAAGCACGCGAAGAUGCCAAUCACUUUAGCUUAAACGGAAUCUCAUCCUUUGUUCAAUUUUGGUCAAAGUUUAACGAAUUUGGAAAUGAAGUUCAACUAAUCGUGUAUCGGAAAAUUCCAAUAGUAAACCCUUCCCAAAGACGUUUCCAUGCUAGUCCAGAACCAAUAUUUCCAAGUCGCCCGUCCUCUCCACAACCAAUUCAAAGCUCUCUUGAAUCUCAUGUGCUAAAAUCGGUCACUGUUCGCUCAAAGGCUAAGAUAUACAAACAAAAAAUCGCAGUUUCAGAUACUACAACGUUUUCUUCGCUUCUCUCAUUCGCAAUUAAAGUACCACCUCCAGUUGGUAAACAGUUUGUGAUUAGAGCUGCGGAUGGGGUAUUGGAAUACAUGCCGGAUGAUUUGGUCCGAGAAGUAAUUACUGGAAUUGAGCAUACUGAAAUUAUUAUAUGUCUUGAGGAUGCCGGCCCUGUGAAUUUCGAUUACUUUUAA
Messenger RNA from Funneliformis geosporum, 1368 nucleotides. The record is from the annotation of a GenBank genome assembly. Lineage: Eukaryota; Fungi; Glomeromycota; Glomeromycetes; Glomerales; Glomeraceae.